Molecule: messenger RNA, 1178 nt
Organism: Maylandia zebra (zebra mbuna)
Lineage: Eukaryota; Metazoa; Chordata; Actinopteri; Cichliformes; Cichlidae
Gene: atp6ap1la
Product: ATPase H+ transporting accessory protein 1 like a
Cellular component (GO): proton-transporting V-type ATPase complex
Molecular function (GO): ATPase activator activity
Source: RefSeq, a predicted model, not a curated record
GCAUCAGACUCUGGUCACCACGGCGAUGGCUUCACCAGGGAAACAUUGCUGCAUCCUCCUCUUCUUCCUCCAUCUGCAGGCGUCUGCCUGCCUCCACCAACAACCUGCAGACAGUGCUGCCGUUUCUCUGGAACACGACAUUGGGAGCAAUGGGAGGGUGAAGGCAGAGCAAUAUUUGAUACCAGCAGAGAGAGGACUUGGACAACUGCAGUCUUCAGAUGCAUCACGCAGGAAAUUACUUCAGACACCAGGAGCUGCAGUUCCCCUCCCUCCUCUAAAGGUGUUGUCUGAUGGGCAGCCGUGCCUCUUGUUCCAGGCCAGGAAACUGUCUCUCCGCUAUGACAAGCAGAAACACCUGGACCUCACAGAGCGAGCCUUUUCUCCUCAGAAACCUGUCGACACCAGUCAGUCUGUCUGUCGCAAGGACAAAGCCACGCUGGUCAUGAGGUUUGGAGAUGUGGAGGAUUUGAAAGGCCUGUCCAUCAGACUGCAGCUGUCCAACACCUUUUAUGAGUCUUCGGGGCAGUGGUGGUUCUCGGUGGACAGCGUCUCGCUGCUCUACAACAUUUCUGAAGAGGCUGCGUUCAAUGCCAGCGAGGUGUACGCUCCAGCUUCCUCCUCCUACCGCUGCAUCCACGUCAGCAGCCUGGAGCGAUACAGUGCCCUGCUGCUACCUGGCACUGACCAAGCCCGCCGCUGGUCCAUCACUUUUACAGACUUCCAGAUUCAGGCCUUCAGCGUCACCUCAGGAAAGUUUUCUCCUGCGAGCGACUGUACCACCUUCUUGACGCCAGCCAUCCUGAUGGGCCUCGUCACCUCCCUCAUCCUGCUGCUGGUGCUGGCCUAUGCCCUGCACAUGCUCAUCCACUUGAAACACAUUGAGCAUGACGAGGAGCACAAAGCCGACGUCUACUUCCCAAAAAGCCCUGAACACCUGGAACAGUACUGCGUGGAAAACCUCACUGAGAAAAAUGUUAUGUAGGUUAGGCAGUGAGGUGAUGGACAGACUUUUAAAAGUUACAGUUUUGAAAAAGUGAAAUGCAGCUGACCUGAUAGCUGGCACCAAACCUGGUGUGACAUACUCUCAGCCCAGGAUGAAAUUUUUUUUUUAAACUGACAUUUCUAAACUUUUGUAAUUUACCCAUGAGAGGAUUUCUGUUUUUGUCUUAAUAAAAAUA